Molecule: messenger RNA, 816 nt
Organism: Cyclospora cayetanensis
Lineage: Eukaryota; Apicomplexa; Conoidasida; Eucoccidiorida; Eimeriidae
Product: prohibitin-4, mitochondrial
Exons: 3
Coding region: 1-816 (271 amino acids)
Biological process (GO): mitochondrion organization
Cellular component (GO): mitochondrion; membrane
Source: RefSeq, a predicted model, not a curated record
AUGAGUGAACGGCUGCUCACUGCGCUCGGGCGCGUCGGCGUUGCUGUUGGGGCUACAGGCCUUGUUGUCAAGUCGUGCCUCUAUGAUGUGGAUGGCGGCCAGCGGUGCAUCAUGUUCAACCGGUUCGGCGGCGUUUCACCCCGUCCAAUUGGGGAGGGCUUGCACUUUUUCCUGCCCUGGCUGCAAGUGCCGCAUCUCUACGACAUCAGGACGCAGCCUAAGGUGAUUACCACUACUACAGGCACGCGCGAUCUGCAGAUGGUGUCUCUCUCGCUCCGCCUGCUGUACCGACCCAAUGAGGCUCGCCUCCCGGUGUUGCACCAGACGUUGGGGCCAGACUAUGCAGAGCGCGUGCUGCCUUCCAUCGGCAACGAAGUGCUCAAGGCAGUUGUAGCUCGAUACGAUGCAGAGAGCUUACUCACACAGAGGGACCGAGUCUCCCAGGAUAUCCGAGAGAACAUUACGCAAAGGGCAAAGCACUUUGAUAUCGAACUCGACGAUGUCGCCAUUACGCACUUAAGCUACGGCAAGGAGUUUGCACGAGCCAUUGAGGAGAAGCAAGUUGCGCAGCAGGAGAGCGAGAGGAUCAAGUUCGUGGUUGCCAUGACGGAGCAGGAGAAGAAAGCAGCAGUCGUCAAGGCAGAGGGAGAGGCGGAGGCAGCCUCCCUUAUUUCCAAGGCUAUAAAGGAACACGGGGGAGGCCUCAUUGAGGUUCGCCGCUUGGAUGCCGCAAGGGAGAUCGCAGACACGCUUGCCAAAUCCAAGAAUGUUACAUACCUUCCUCAGGGCGUUAAUAUGCUCUUCUCUUCGCAGUAG